Molecule: messenger RNA, 1676 nt
Organism: Culex quinquefasciatus (southern house mosquito)
Lineage: Eukaryota; Metazoa; Arthropoda; Insecta; Diptera; Culicidae
Product: cyclin-dependent kinase 20
Biological process (GO): protein phosphorylation
Cellular component (GO): nucleus
Molecular function (GO): cyclin-dependent protein serine/threonine kinase activity; ATP binding
Source: RefSeq, a predicted model, not a curated record
CAUCCCAAAUAAACAAACCCCAGCACAAACUUGGCCGACGGGCUCUGAGGGAAGCCGUGUUGUCUGUUCUGUUGUGUUGUUACACUUCCGGAUUACAAUCCCGGUGUAACAUCGGUCCCCCCCGAGAUCGUGCACAGUGAGUGUGCAGAAAGCUAUGGACGAUUACAUGCCCCCGCGGUAUCAGAUGCUGGGUCGCAUUGGCGAAGUUCACGGGGUGGUGGUGAAGGCCCGGGACCUCAGCAACGACGACAAGAUUGUGGCCAUCAAAAAGCUGACGCUGCGGACCAAGCACGGCUGGAUUGCGCCGUGCGCCAUCCGGGAGAUUAAGGUGCUGCAGAACUCGCAGUGCGAAAAUAUUCUCUCCCUCCUCGACAUGUAUCCGGACUUGUCCGGAAUGUCCCUAGUGUUCGAGUACAUGCCCCACACGCUGUACAGCCGGAUGAAGGACGAAGAGCAUCCGUUGUCCCGGGGCGAAACGCGUCGCUUCAUGGCCAUGCUGCUCAACGGGCUCCAGUAUCUGCACGGACUCCGGAUCAUGCACCGGGACAUUAAACCCGCCAAUCUCCUGAUCGACAGCAAGGACGUGCUGAAAAUCGCCGAUUUCGGCCUCGCCCGACUCUUCAACGACCAGGACCCCACAAAGGUCUACAGCCCGCAGGUCGCAACUCGGUGGUACCGCGCGCCGGAGAUUCUUUGGGGCUGCCAGACGUACGGGCCGUCGAUAGAUUUGUGGGCCGCCGGGUGUGUUUUUGCGGAGAUGCUCCGAGGAGUGCCGCUGUUUUCCGGUGCUACCGAUAUCGAGCAGUUGGCGCUGGUGGUGCGCACGCUGGGGACGCCGAAUCUGAAGGAUUGGCCCGAGGUGCGCAGUUUGCCGGACUAUAACAAGAUCAGGUUUCCCAAUGCGAAGGGCGAACGGUGGGAGGACAUCUUUCCCAGCUGUACGACCAAGUGUGAGAUCGGGCUGGUCGACGGGUUGGUGCGGUACAAUCCGAGUAGGCGGUUCACGGCGGAGGAGGCCAUGCAACAUCCUUACUUUACCGAGGGAGACACUUCCGACCACCAGCAACAGCACCAGCACCACAGCAAGAGAGUUGAAUUGAGUUGAGCUGAGCCCAGGCUGAGCUGAGAUCAUCACCAUCAUCAUCAUCAGCAUCAUCACGUGUCUCUAGGAUAUAGUCGUCAUAUUACCUAGUUUAAGGUGGCUUCAUCAACCACGGCGUCGCGACUGGGGACCGACGACCAUCGUCGAGCCACCGAGCCGGAAAAGGAUUACCAUCAGGAGGAGAGUCUACCUUGCGCUGGUGGACGUGUCUGCAAGCCCCAUUUAACUAACAUCACGGGAGGACACGAAAGAAGAAGAAGAAGCAAAUAAACGACCGGAGAAAAAGGGAUGAGACCAGUAAACUAAAUAUAUGUAUUAUUCCACCGGUGGUGAUUAACGCGAUAAAAAGCGGUGGCAGCAGAGUGGCGACGAGGCCAGAGCAAAAGUUUCCGGCGGCGCAAAAACGACACCAGGACAUCACACGGCACACGGAACCUUACGCUUGCAAAAUGAUGGUUAUGGCGGGUGGAAAAUGAGCGCUUUAUCGUCGUCAUUAUUAAUUUAAAUGUAAAGUUGAGAGAGAGAAAAAGGGGCGCAAUUACAGGGUGUCGAAUAAGUUUUGGGUUUCAAGCGA